CGCGCUCCCCGCCGCCAGCUCCGCGGCCGAGUCUCUGAUUCUGGGGAGACAGAGACUCCGCCUCGGCUGGAGGAACUAGGUGCUCCGGCUCUCUCCUCGCUCGAGAGGACCAAGCUCAGGCUAAAAAAUGGCAUUUCAAAAGGCAGUGAAAGGAUCUAUUCUUGUUGGAGGAGGUGCUCUUGCAACUGUUCUCGGCCUCUCUCAGUUUGCUCAUUACAGAAGGAAACAAGUGAAUCUGGCCUACGUUGAAGCAGCAGAGUACGUUUCAGAACCUAUUAACAGGGAGCCUCCUUCCAGGGAAGCUCAGCUACUGACUUUGCAAAACACAGCUGAAUUUGAUAUCCUGGUCAUUGGAGGAGGAGCAACAGGAAGUGGCUGUGCGCUAGAUGCUGUCACCAGAGGACUAAAAACAGCCCUUGUAGAAAGAGAUGAUUUCUCAUCAGGGACCAGCAGCAGAAGCACUAAAUUGAUCCAUGGUGGUGUGCGAUAUCUUCAGAAGGCUAUCAUGAAGUUAGAUAUUGAGCAGUAUAGAAUGGUAAAAGAAGCCCUUCACGAACGUGCCAACCUACUAGAAAUUGCUCCCCAUUUAUCAGCUCCACUGCCUAUAAUGCUUCCAGUAUACAAGUGGUGGCAGUUACCUUACUACUGGGUAGGAAUCAAGCUAUAUGAUCUGGUUGCAGGAAGCAAUUGCCUGAAAAGUAGUUACGUCCUCAGCAAAUCAAGAGCCCUUGAGCAUUUCCCAAUGCUCCAGAAGGACAAACUAGUAGGAGCAAUUGUCUACUAUGAUGGACAACACAACGAUGCACGGAUGAACCUUGCCAUUGCUCUCACUGCUGCCAGGUAUGGGGCUGCCACAGCCAAUUACAUGGAGGUUGUGAACUUGCUUAAGAAGAAAGACCCCCAAACAGGGCUGGAGCGUGUUAGCGGUGCCCGGUGCAGAGAUGUACUCACAGGGCAGGAAUUUGAUGUGAGAGCCAAAUGUGUUAUCAAUGCUACGGGACCUUUCACAGACACCGUACGCAAAAUGGAUGAUAAGAAUGCAGCAGCGAUCUGCCAGCCGAGCGCGGGCGUCCAUAUUGUGAUGCCAGGUUACUACAGUCCAGAGAGUAUGGGACUUCUUGACCCAGCAACUAGUGAUGGGAGAGUUAUUUUCUUCUUACCCUGGCAAAAGAUGACCAUAGCUGGCACUACUGACACUCCAACUGAUAUUACACACCAUCCUAUUCCUUCAGAAGAAGAUAUCAACUUUAUUUUGAAUGAAGUCCGUAACUACUUGAGUUGUGAUGUUGAAGUGAGAAGAGGGGAUGUCCUGGCUGCGUGGAGUGGUAUUCGUCCCCUUGUCACAGAUCCCAAGUCUGCAGAUACUCAGUCCAUCUCCCGAAAUCAUGUUGUGGAUGUCAGUGAGAGUGGCCUCAUCACUAUAGCAGGUGGCAAGUGGACAACUUAUCGAUCUAUGGCAGAAGAUACCAUAGAUGCUGCUGUCAAGACUCAUAAUUUGAAAGCAGGCCCAAGUAGAACAGUUGGGCUUUUCCUGCAAGGGGGUAAAGAUUGGAGCCCUACUCUCUACAUUAGGCUUGUCCAGGAUUAUGGACUUGAAAGUGAGGUGGCACAGCAUCUGGCUGCCACCUACGGUGACAAGGCCUUUGAGGUGGCCAAAAUGGCAAGCGUGACGGGAAAGAGGUGGCCCAUUGUUGGAGUACGUCUUGUGUCAGAAUUUCCAUACAUCGAGGCAGAGGUGAAAUAUGGGAUUAAGGAGUACGCCUGCACUGCGGUGGAUAUUAUUUCACGGCGCACUCGGCUGGCCUUCCUGAAUGUCCAGGCCGCAGAGGAAGCCCUGCCUAGAAUUGUUGAGCUGAUGGGCAGAGAACUGAAUUGGGACGAUUAUAGAAAAGAGGAAGAACUUGAAACAGCCAGGAAGUUUCUGUAUUAUGAAAUGGGCUAUAAAUCUCGAUCAGAACAGCUAACAGAUCGCUCUGAAAUUAGUCUCCUGCCUUCAGACAUUGACAGGUAUAAGAAGAGAUUUCAUAAGUUUGAUGCAGACCAAAAAGGUUUUAUUACCAUUGUUGAUGUUCAGCGUGUGUUAGAGAGUAUCAAUGUCCAAAUGGAUGAAAAUACACUACAUGAAAUUCUGAAUGAAGUAGAUUUGAACAAAAACGGACAAGUUGAACUCAAUGAAUUUUUGCAGCUGAUGAGUGCUAUUCAGAAAGGAAGGGUGUCUGGGAGCCGGCUUGCUAUAUUAAUGAAAACUGCAGAGGAAAACCUUGAUAGAAGAGUUCCCAUUCCAGUGGACCGAAGUUGUGGAGGCUUGUGAGUCUGAGCAGUAAAUCCACAAUCAACAAAUAUAGGAACAACAAAUCAUCAUGGAACAGCCAGAGAUGACUUAAUACCACUCCAGAAUAGUGGAUAUGCAUAGCUGCCUUUUUUUUUUUUUAACACUGGGAAACAUUCCAAAGCUUUAGGAUGUCAGUGUAUAUCCUUUAUUUGUAUUUCCCAUUCAACCUAGCUUCCAAAAAGUGGAUUUUAUCUUCUUUUCCCUCAUUUUCAAUGCACACUGAUUUAAUGUUUUGCAUUCAUUUUGUGAUCUAUUUGAGUGGACAUGCUCCCUUUGGUUUGUUUAUUCAUUUAUUCUAAAUCAGUUCUAGAGGCAGAGUAUUUUGACAGAAACUGAAAAAAAAGAAGCUGGAAAAUUUUGUGAUGUGCACAAAACUCUAGACAAUAAGCUUGUAUAUAGUUACUUCUUAAAAAAAAUAGGCAAACUAUUGAAGUGCUUCUGGAGACUUGUCAGCCUCCUCUCUGAUCUGUCUGCCUUCCCUAUCCAAACAAUAUUGCAUAAUUUUAUAUCUAGAGCAUGACUGGCAAAACUGGAAGGAGAAAAAAUAGUUUAGAUCUUAACAGGAGCAAGACUUAAGGAAAAAAUCUGAAAGCUACCAGAAUCACAGGUAUAAGAUAAGGAUAGCAGUGACAUUUGCUGAGAGUUACAGGGAUAGGUUCAUUUCAGCAAUUCAUUCCCACCACCUCCCAUCCCCCUUGCUGGUUUUUCUUUGACUAUUAUAGUUGCCAGAAAUAUCUGCUUUUCUUACUUUAAAACCAGUAUUUAAGUGGCAAGUUGGAUAUAAUAGGAUGAAACUAAAUUUCUCAAAUCUAUUGAUAGUAAUGAAUUUAAGGAGUUAAAAUCAUGUUGUAUACCUACAUAAGAUAACACACUUUUCAAUUCCCCAACAUUCUAAAUAAACCUUGUAACAUGUGAUACUGUCAGACAUGCUAUAUCGCUCAGUUAAUUUGGGGGAGUAUUUAUAAACAGAUAUUAAAACAAAAAGCAAUAGUCUUUAGUUAACUGUAAUUGUCUGUAGAAAGGUACAACACUGCAAUAUUCGAGAUUAUAUGGUUUCUUAAAGACUUUGACCUCCAAGGUUGUCCAUCAACCAAAGUGAAAAAGAAAACCACCCACUACACCCUGCCCCAAAUACACAGAGACACACAAAAACAAAACCAAAAAUCUGCACUGAAUUUAACAAAUUUAAAAAGUGAAUUUGAUAAUUCUUUUGCAAUAUUUUUGGUAGCAUUUUAACUAGUCAGCUGAAUUAUUUAUUGUGCUUCCUCUGCUGAAGUUAGCUACCUAUUUUUGGUUUUUUGAAAUCAGGUUUAUAUAAUUGGAAAUGUAACCCUUAUUGAAUGGCAGUUUGUCAUUGAGCAAACUUGAGGUCUUUGUUUUUUAAACUGGUCAAGUACUUUUGUGUUAUUUCUAUUUAUGUCAACACAGUAGAGUAUCUUUGUGUCUCAUUCAAGUGACAUAUGAAUCUGUUAUGUCAUAAUAGAAACACUGGAGAUUCGCUCACUCACCUAAGCAUCCUCCCCCUCAACAUCUCAAAUAAACAGGGACUGCAAGGAAAGAUCACAUUUUAACUCUGUGUUUUUAAAUGGAGUUUCAACUUGCCACUUCUUGAAGGGGAACCUAAAACAAAGCUGGUGAUGCUCCCAGGGAUCACUGUGAAUUUUUUCUUUCUAGGUGUGAAUAUUUGCACUGUUUUUUUUUUUUUAAUCAUUAUUAUUUUAAUAAAUGGGAGUAUGUGGCUUUGUAAAUCAGUAAUUUUCUAUCAAGACAAAAAGUCAUUGUUUAGAACUCACUGACAAUCUGUGGAAGAGCUGUCUUUUAGAACAUCUCAAAUGAAGUACCACAAAAUUGUACAUUUGUGUUCUUUCUUUCUCUCUUUCUAGUUAGAUCAAGAUAACGAUGACUUGUAACCUCCCUGAAUCUAUUACAGUAGGGUCUGGGCCUAUAAUCUGACUGGCCUGGGCAGAGCUGCAUUGUAAACAGGCCUGGUCUGUGCACGCUUUGCUACGAAUGAAGUUCCUUUAAGGACAAAGAAAAGUACACUUUUCUUCUUUUGAGCAUAUCUGCUUUUGCUUAAAACCUGCUAAUUCUAAAACAUACGCUCCUUCACCAAUCCUAGAGACUUGUCUUAGAAAUGAGCUGAUUCCAAAUCUUUGUGUGAAUAAAGCACCCCUCAUUUUUCUGUAAGUUCUUAAUUAAACCUGUACAUUCUUUGUACCUGAUUUCAGAAAAGGAGACAAGAAAUGGGGGGAUAAGCCCCUUUGGAAAGCAUUUUAAGUGUAAAUGGGUAUUUUUUUUUCUUUCUACAUAAAUGCGGUAUUAGAUGAUUGUACUGGCUUGGGGGAAUCCAAUCACAUGAUUUGUUUCGAGAACCUUUAAGGGGAUUCAGGUGAAAGAACCCCCAUCUGUGGUGGAGAGUUGGCUGCUCCUUUAAAUAGCCCCUACCACAGUCUGAACCACAAUGAUAAUGCUGGGUGACUUGUUAAGUCAGGGUUGUCUGCCGCACAUCCAUCAUGCUGCUUGCAGUAUUCUUGCCCUCUGUUUAUACUGAGUAACUUUGGAGUUUCUACUAUGAAAUGCAUGCUCAAUCUUCUGCUCUAGUCUAGCUUUGUUUUGUCUUUUUUCCCCCAAAAUAUGUGGCUUCCUCUUUUGUACGACAAAAAUUUCAUUCUUUAAUAAACAUGUUGUAAGACUGAUCAUUGAUCUUACUUCCUUUUUUUAUGUAUUUGAAAAGAUUUUUGGCAUAUGAAUGUACUAAUAUUGAAGUCAGUGACACUCUAACUUGCACUGUUUCUCAUUGUCAACCCUUUUUAGGGUGUUUAAAAAAAUGACUGUUUUUAAAGAAUAUCAAAUAUAAACCCAGGCCUGGGCUAGAUAUGCAUACUGCAUGUUUUCAUAUGUGGCACUUUUAUGUAUUGUGUUGGAUUAUUGUUCUAGAUUGGACUGUUAAAUACUAUGUUUGAGGCUGGAUUGUCAUUUUUAUAACUGUCUUGGUGUUUUAUCGCCAUUAUUUAUUACUUUUGAUAUACAGAAUGAGCUGCAUGCAUUUAUAGAGCAAUAAGAGGGUGUAUUUAAUGUGCCUUGUUUUUAACUGAAUAGAACUGAAAGCAUGAAUCAAUAAAACUGAUUAAAAUGGUC
This is a messenger RNA of Condylura cristata (star-nosed mole), 5470 nucleotides long. It is a transcript of the gene GPD2, whose product is annotated as glycerol-3-phosphate dehydrogenase 2 (mitochondrial). Gene Ontology annotation, molecular function: calcium ion binding; glycerol-3-phosphate dehydrogenase (quinone) activity. The record is from RefSeq and is a predicted model, not a curated record. Gene Ontology annotation, biological process: glycerol-3-phosphate metabolic process. The coding region runs from base 128 to 2311 and encodes 727 amino acids. Lineage: Eukaryota; Metazoa; Chordata; Mammalia; Eulipotyphla; Talpidae. The transcript has 17 exons. Gene Ontology annotation, cellular component: glycerol-3-phosphate dehydrogenase (FAD) complex; mitochondrion.